UGCAACAACACAGGAGUGGGAAAAAAAGCCUGUUGUUUCUUCUUCUUGUUGUUUAGGAAUGAAAGUAAAAGUGAUUGUGGUACCAGCUUGAUAAUGUCCAACUACUUUCUCAUGGUCUUGAUGAACCAUGCCCACUGAUUUUGGUACAAAGUCCUUGGAAGAAGUUCCUUCUCCUUGCACAUUUGCAGCUAACCCAACAAAUGCAGAAGUCACUUGUGCUAAAGCAUCUUCAAGUGUGUGUCAGGCUACAGCAGCUGUGAACAGUGGUGACAGGUUACCUGCUGAUGAUGAAGAUAAGGAUGAAUCAUUCACUGAGACUCAGCUGGAGAACACAGACGAGACUCCUGAUGAGACGAAGUGGAUCAGUCCUGAUUUGCCCAGCAGAUGUACUUGGAAGCUGGGCGCGCCCAUGUCAGAGUCGCCUCAUAGCCACUCAGCACGCACCAAGCCCUCUGGCAUCCUCUCCAGCAUCCUUGAGAAAAUUGGACACACACCUCUGGUUCGCUUGAACAACAUCCCAAAAGAGUUUGGGCUCAAGUGUGAUAUCUUGGCCAAGUGUGAGUUCUUCAAUCCAGGAGGCAGUGGGAAAGACAGGAUCGCCCUGUGCAUGGUGGAGGACGCCGAGAGAGCCGGGGUCCUUAAACCAGGAGACACCAUCAUCGAGCCCACCUCUGGAAACACGGGUAUUGGCCUCGCCCUCAUAGCUGCAGUAAAAGGCUACCAUUGCAUCAUUGUGAUGCCUGAGAAGAUGAGCAUGGAGAAGGUGCAUGUCCUGAGAGCUCUCGGGGCAGAAAUUGUCCGCACACCCACAGCUGCAGCUUUUGAUUCACCAGAGUCUCAUAUACGUACGGCCUGGCGUCUGAAGAACGAGAUCCCCAACUCGCACAUCCUCAACCAGUAUGGCAAUUCAAGCAACCCCCUGGCUCACUACGACACCACGGCUGAGGAGAUACUGGAGCAGUGUGAUGGUCAGUUGGACAUGUUGGUGGCUGGAGUCAGCACAGGCGGCACGCUCACUGGUGUUGCUCGAAAGUUAAAGGAAAGAUGUCCAAAUGUCAAAGUAGUCGGUGUGGAUCCUGAAGGCUCUGUUCUGGAAGGCUCAGAAGGGAAGAAUAAAAAGUUUCCAUUUGAAGUGGAGGGAAUCGGCCUUGACUUCAUCCCCACAGUACUGGACAGAUCUAUUGUGGAUGUCUGGUACAAAUCAACCGACACAGAAACGUUCCUUAUGUCCCGCAAACUGAUCAGAGAGGAGGGUCUUUUGUGCGGUGGCAGCUCUGGCUCAGCGAUGGCAGCAGCUGUGAAGAUGGCUCAGCAGCUGGAGGAGGGGCAGCGCUGCGUGGUCAUCCUGCCUGACUCUGUCCGCAACUACAUGUCAAAGUUCCUGACGAAUCAGUGGAUGUGUGAGAAAGGCUUCCUCUGCUUGGACGCUCAAAUGGACCCAAAACCCUGGUGGUGGAACCGGACUGUUCAGAGUCUACACCUGUCUGCCCCCCUCACUGUCACAUAUUCUGUGUCCUGCCAGAAAACCAUUGAGAUCCUAAAGGAGAACUCACUGGAUCAGGCACCAGUCGUCACUGAGUCAGGGGCCAUCCUGGGAAUGGUGACUCUGGAAACCAUUCUGUCCUCUCUGUUGGCGGGGAAGGUUGAACUUUCAGCGGCUGUCAGCGCGGUGCUCCUCAAAGCCUUCAAACAGGUGCACCUGACAGACGACCUGGGGAAGCUUUCCCAUAUCCUCAAAACUGAUAACUUUGCCCUGGUGGUUCACAAUCAAACGCAAUACGGGGUCGAUGGGUCGGCCCUCCAGAGGGAGAUUUUAUUUGCCGUCGUGACAUCGAUUGACCUUCUCUCCUACAUCACCACACACGAGGGGCAGGACUGCAACCAUCAAAGUCAGGCAGUGUAACCCAGUGACUGUGUCCUGUUUAAGGUGGAUUUUACUCUCUUCUCACUGAGACACAGCAAACAAUCACCUACAGUGUCACCGAAAUUAUAAGAUAUACAGUCGCAGAGAGGACAGAGAAGUUGUAAUUAUAUUUAUAGCUGUUGUUGUUGUUGUUUUUUGGGAUUUGUUGACAGUUGAAGCAAAAUAGAAAAUAACAUUAUCUUUUUUUAACUUUAAUCCUGUCAGUGUUGUUACAAGUAAUCUGAGUGUAUUCACCUUGCAGCUUUAAAUGCUGUAUGAGGGACUUUACCAUCAUCUUUCUGGAGCUUUUUGACUCUUUUCUCCGACUUGUGCGAAAUGAAUGUGUUCCCUUCACCGUCAAUAAUGCAGCGACCGGCUUAGGUCUGAUAUCUACAUUUAAUCUUUGAAUGGUGGAAAGCAGGCCUACAGUCUCAUUUCUUACAGAAUAGUUCAGUGUUUAUAUUCUUUGCAUUUUACUCCUACUAUUAAAGACUUGAGCCAUACGGAAAGUGUGGGGCCUUACA
Maylandia zebra (zebra mbuna) is the source of this 2427-nucleotide messenger RNA. RefSeq names its product cystathionine beta-synthase. The record is from RefSeq and is a predicted model, not a curated record. NCBI's taxonomy places the organism in Eukaryota, Metazoa, Chordata, Actinopteri, Cichliformes, Cichlidae. Gene Ontology annotation, molecular function: cystathionine beta-synthase activity. Gene Ontology annotation, cellular component: cytoplasm.